CAUAAGAAGAAAAGCUUUUAUCAAUGCUAACCAUUGCUUUGCUCAUUUAUAUAAUACUCUUAGUUUCAUUUCAGCAGAUUUCCUUUGCAAGCAAUACCAUUAGCAUUAGCACCACCCACUCCCUCAAAGAUGGCGAUACCAUUGUUUCUUCUGGUGGAAUCUUUGAGAUGGGAUUUUUUAGCCCGACCGGUUCGCAGAAUCGCUAUGUUGGCAUAUGGUACAAGCAAAUGCAGCCUAUUCCCACUGUAGUUUGGGUGGCCAACAGAGAUACACCCCUCACUAAUACAUCAUCAGGAGUCUUGAAGAUCAUCAAUCCAGGCCGGCUAGCUCUUGUUGAUGGCAGCAACACUUCCAACAUUAUCUGGUGUACUAACACUUCCAGAUCAGUUGAGAAUCCAGUCGCAAAAUUAUUGGAUUCUGGGAAUCUGGUGGUGAUAGAUGCAAAUGAUGAUAACCCAGAGAGUUUCAUGUGGCAAAGUUUUGAUCAUCCUACAGAUACUCAUUUGCCAGGCAUGAAACUCGGACAGAAUUUCGCUACUGGCCUUCGCAUUACAAUCUCAGCAUGGAAGAUGGAGAAUGAUCCAGCUACAGGGGAAUAUAAGGGUUCCCUAGAUAAUACAGGAUACCCACAAAUUAUCUUAAGGAAAGGUAGUAAGAAAACAUAUCGAUCAGGACCGUGGAAUGGUUUGCAGUGGAUUGGACUGGAAAAAUGGGGCCUGUAUGCUGAAAUUUCUGUAGUCAUUAAUUCCAGUGAGGUUACCACUGGUUGUAUGGGUCUUAAUAGCUCAAAAUUAAUCAGGUUGGUCCUGACAAGCUCUGGGAUUGUACAGUUGCAUAUAGGGGCUGAUGAAACAGGUAAAUGGAACAGCUUCCCUGCUGCACCAGUAGAUGGUUGUGACAAAUAUGGAUUAUGUGGGGCAUAUGGGAGUUGUGACAAUAAUAAAAAUCCUAUUUGUGGGUGCGUUGAUAAAUUUUCACCUAGAUAUCCAGUAGCAUGGGAAAGUUCAGAUUUUUCAGGAGGGUGUGUUCGGAGGACACCUCUGAAGAAUUGUCAAAAUGGAUCCUCAUCCUCCUCAGAUGGAUUCAAGAAAUACCCUGGUAUUAAGUUGCCAGAUACAGAGUUUUCAACCGUCAAUACCAGUAUGAAUCUUCAAGAGUGCAGGCAAGUUUGCUUGAAGAAUUGCUCUUGUAUGGCUUAUUCAAGUCUUGAUAUAAGCAAUGGAGAAAAUGGUUGCUUGCUUUGGUUCGGAGAUUUGAUCGACAUCACUGUGCUACCUCAGAAAGGGCAGGAUCUUUACAUAAGGAUGGCUCCCUCAGAUUCAGAUUAUCCUUCAAGCUCAAAGGGCAAUAAAACAAAAACAAAAAAAUUGACUACAUCAGUAUUGGUUGGAAUUCUGGUGUUGAGCUUGACCCUGACUCUGAGCAUCAUAUUGUACAGAAGGAGAAGGAAGGAGAUCCACUUAAAGCUAGAAUGGGAACAAGAACAAACAUUAUUUGAAAUAUCUACAAUAAUAAGAGCUACUCAUAACUUUUCACUCAACAACAAGAUUGGAGAAGGAGGUUAUGGACCUGUUUAUAAGGGUGUUCUGGAUGAUGGAAAAGAAAUAGCUGUGAAACGACUUUCAAAAACAUCUAAGCAAGGGCUUGGAGAAUUUAAAAAUGAAGUCAAUUCCAUUGCAAGACUUCAACAUAGGAAUCUAGUGAAGCUUCUAGGAUGGUGCAUUCAAGGAGAUGACAAGAUGUUGAUCUAUGAAUAUAUGCCAAACAAAAGUCUUGACUCAUACAUAUUUGAUAAUAGAAGAAGUGCAUUACUUGAUUGGCCAAAACGCUUCAACAUUAUCAAUGGCAUUGCAAGAGGGCUUAUGUAUUUGCACCAAGAUUCUCGAUUAAAAAUUAUUCAUAGAGAUCUCAAAACUAGCAACAUUUUGUUAGAUAUUGAUAUGAAUCCAAAAAUAUCAGACUUUGGCUUGGCGAGGAGCAUUGAAUUAAACGAGAUAGGAGCAAAUACAAACCGAGUUGCUGGAACACUUGGUUAUAUGUCUCCCGAGUAUGCAGGACACGGAAUUUUCUCUAUUAAAUCAGAUGUGUUUAGCUUUGGUGUCUUGGUACUAGAAAUUGUGAGUGGGAAAAGAAAUAGGGGAUUUUCUCAUCAUCAAGAUCACUAUGAGAACCUUCUUGGCCAUGCAUGGAAGUUUUAUAGAGAUGGUAGAUCAAUUGAACUUGUAGAAGAUCAUCUGGCUGAACCACAAGAUUUGCCUCAACUUCUAAGAUCAAUCCAAGUUGGCUUGCUAUGCGUUCAACACUGCCCUGAAGAUAGGCCAAACAUGUCUUCCAUUGUUCAUAUGUUGACUAAUGAUGUUCAAUUACCCAUUCCUAAAGAGCCAGGUUUCUUCACAGAGAAAAGGGUAAUUGAGUCCAAUUCUUCAGACAAAGAAAAAUCAUGCUCUAUAAAUGAAGUCACCAUCUCAGUGCUCUAUCCUCGUUAAAAACGAUGGUUUUAUAAUUGUAUUGUUACUUUAAAUUGCCUUGGGUUUGACGGUUUGUAUUUCUUUUUCCAAGUUUUAUAGGAUUAAAUGGUGUGAUAUAUAGGAAACCUCUCAUUAAUUCAACAUAACUGUCUCAGAAACCCCACUAAUGUGUUAA
Ipomoea nil (Japanese morning glory) is the source of this 2643-nucleotide messenger RNA. RefSeq names its product G-type lectin S-receptor-like serine/threonine-protein kinase At4g27290. The record is from RefSeq and is a predicted model, not a curated record. NCBI's taxonomy places the organism in Eukaryota, Viridiplantae, Streptophyta, Magnoliopsida, Solanales, Convolvulaceae. The coding region runs from base 24 to 2486 and encodes 820 amino acids. The transcript has 6 exons. Gene Ontology annotation, biological process: protein phosphorylation; recognition of pollen. Gene Ontology annotation, molecular function: ATP binding; protein serine/threonine kinase activity.